Panonychus citri (citrus red mite) is the source of this 1403-nucleotide messenger RNA. RefSeq lists its product as uncharacterized. The coding region runs from base 191 to 1105 and encodes 304 amino acids. The record is from RefSeq and is a predicted model, not a curated record. The transcript is spliced from 5 exons. Lineage: Eukaryota; Metazoa; Arthropoda; Arachnida; Trombidiformes; Tetranychidae.
UACCUUGAAAUCAUUUAGCUUGAAAUCUUUAAUCAUUCUCACAAUUUACAUCCGAGGUGAUCAACAACCGAAUUAGUUGAUUAGCAUUUCGACUUUUCCUUUUUCCAUAUCAUCAACGUUCAUCAUUCUAAUUGUUACGAUUUAUAAUCUCAGUUUAAUCUCAAUCUAAUCACCUUUAUAACUCGUCUCAAUGUCAACUUGGCAGCCUCCCGCAUCUUCAUCUAUUUAUCAUCCAUCUUCAUCUUCAUUAACUACACCAUCAUUUUCAUCAUCAACCUCUCCCACUCCCACUUCCGCUACCCCGACAUAUCGACCUAUUCUUCCCUCGGUGGGAGUGAUUCCACACUUCGAUACCCACCUAAAUGGACCCACUCAAAGUGAACAAGAGAAAGUUUUAUACCAACAGGAGAAGCAACGAGAACGAUUGGCUGUAGUUAAUCAGCCUCAUCGGACUUUCCCCGUGGUCACACCCAAACCAAAGCCAAUUCACGACUAUCCGAUUGGAUCUUACCUUCGACAUGUUCGAGAUCCAACUUGGCAACAACCACCUCGAGUCUCCUCACCCGUUCCGAGGCCUGACAAGCUAAAAGAGGUUAUGAACAGAUUUGCUGGUGAUCUUGAUGCUGAAAAGGUUGUUCAUCUUCAAUACAAUUCACCAUUAAAUGUUUACAGUAGAGAUUCAAUUGCUGAAACCUUGGCUCCUCAAACCAAUGUGAAAAUAAACACACCAACAAUCAGCCACAAUCAAAAUGCUACACCAACACAAUCGCCACAUUAUCAACCACAACAACAACAACACCAUCAUCAUUACGUAGUAGACCCAAUGAUGAGCCGUCUCUCCGUUUCACCGACUCCCUACAACACCAACAACACCAACAACAACCUUCGUCCAUCAACACCAAUUACCGAUAUCCGUAAAUCACCAACCUGGCAAUUAAUUCAAGAACAGGAAUCGGCUAAGGCUUAUGGUCCGGUCAAGGAAAGGGUCAACUCGCCGGUUGGGGCUACUCUUCAUGUAUCAAGUAUCGAUGGUCACGAAUCACCAGCACAAUCAUCGACAUUUAAACAUCUAAUGAGUGCAUUGGUUGAUCAUCCAGCUUAUUAAUUGCAAUUAAGAAACAAAAACAACAACAAAAAAAUGCAAAUUGGAUUCUAAUCAACUUUUUGCCCGCCAUAAUUGAUUUAAUUUCUUUUCCCCUUUAAUCCUUUAAUCUUAAUCUUAAUCACUAUCUAAGUCCAAAGCUGUUUAUGUGUUUAAAUCAACAAUCAACCCUAAAUUUAACCUUUAAUUGUAAUUGUGAUGACGUUGGUUAUGAUGGCGAUGAUGGUAAAACUAUGAUUGUUAAAUUUAAAUUGUGAUUUCGUUGAUAAGUCCUUAAAUAAAGUGUUUCAAUGUUAUCAAA